Serendipita indica DSM 11827 is the source of this 348-nucleotide messenger RNA. NCBI's taxonomy places the organism in Eukaryota, Fungi, Basidiomycota, Agaricomycetes, Sebacinales, Serendipitaceae. The record is from the annotation of a GenBank genome assembly.
AUGGACGACCAGACGGCGUCGCUGAUCUACGCUCCACAUCUCCAGAGCAAUCUAUCUACAAUAUUCACCAUCAAAUUCCUCACUGCCGUGUUUUCUGGCGCGACAGCAGGCGUCCUCGGUCUCACAAACUUGGCUGGCUUUCUACUCUUUGCCGUCAGCACCCUUGUAUCUGCAGCUCUGGUUGUAUUUCUCAAGUGUGGGGGCAAGCCAAGUCUGUAUAUUGGCGAUGGCAAGACGCUCAGCACGCGCGGAGCGGUGAUGCAGCUGCUACUGCCAGGUGUAGACAACUUCUUUGGGUUUAUUCUGACAUGGACACUCUUAUAUGGAAUCAUCCACGUCUACGACUGA